Peronospora matthiolae is the source of this 342-nucleotide messenger RNA. The record is from the annotation of a GenBank genome assembly. NCBI's taxonomy places the organism in Eukaryota, Oomycota, Peronosporomycetes, Peronosporales, Peronosporaceae.
AUGAAUAUGUUGGAUGAUGAAGAUGACCAAAGCUUUCACGCUACGCGUGACGGCUACUCCCAUUUGAGCGAUGUCGAAUGGGAUGCGGUUGAACGAAUGGGUUCAACCAUGGGCAUCCAUGCUGUUAGCGUCAUGCUAGAGGCUCUCAAUAGAGAUGCCCAACAUGCUACUAUCGCCAAGUUCAUUCAAAAUGAACUUGACGCUGAACGCGAGAAAGUAGCCUUGCUUCACCAACAAGGCUCUCAACAAGCAGAGUUGUUGAGAGAACAAGGUGCUCAACAGUUUGAACUGUUGAGACAGCAGCAGGCUGCUGCUGGGGAGUCGAAGAAGGCUCCCUAUUGA